This is a messenger RNA of Poecilia latipinna (sailfin molly), 1094 nucleotides long. RefSeq names its product flocculation protein FLO11-like. NCBI's taxonomy places the organism in Eukaryota, Metazoa, Chordata, Actinopteri, Cyprinodontiformes, Poeciliidae. The record is from RefSeq and is a predicted model, not a curated record. The transcript has a single exon. The annotation marks the transcript as partial.
UUCUAUCUUGCACAGCUAUCUGCAUAACUCACACAGUGAGUCAACCAACCGAACCUACACAAUUAAGUAUUGGUACACCAACAAAUAGCACUGUCGGAAACACAACACAAUUUUUUGUUGAAAAAACGACAGCGCCAUCAAGGAAAAUCAUCAGUAACAACAUAACUGAUGAAGAAAGCAUCAUGUCUUCUACAACCGAGACAUAUGCCCAAGAAUGUUGCAAAACCAUUCAAUCAUCUGAUUCAGAAACAAGCCAGCCGGUAUCUACAUUUUCUGAGGGGAAAUCAUCAUUUUCACGUGAGGCUCCUGCACCAGCUGAGGCUGAAAGCAUCUCUGGUACGACGCCAUCAAAUGCUCUGCAGACUUCAGAUAUCAAAAGUGGCAACACACCCACCAGCAUUUCUUCACCACUAUCGCAAAGUGAGACAAUGUCAGUACGCAUGCCCACACAAGGAUCCUCUGAAUCACAGACAAACGGGCUUUCAACCGCCUUAUCAGACAUGCCUGAAAACAUACAAACCAACAUGAAAACAACCAAAAUGCCUGCCAAGUCGCACACAGAGACAAAAGAGUCUGAUGCAACAGAGGGUAGUACACCUUCACCAACAAUAAACACAGUGGUGACAAGAAAUACGCAAUCGGGGCAAAAAACAUCAUCUGAGGCAAGUCCGAAGACUGACUCUAAAGCUACAACAAACGUCGCUGUAGUUUCAAGCACAACAGAGCCAACUUUAAUACCGAAUCAAAGCACUGACUCAGCCUCAACACAAAGCUCUGCAGGAACCACACAACCAGACACAACGUCUACAACGGAGACGCAAAUGGAGUCUACAGAACAAGCUGCUGUACGUACUGCGAAAACUGACACAUCUACUGCGCAUUAUACACAGGCACAAAUGAUGGAGGACACGACAACACCUCUGCCACCCUUAUUGGAAACGUCUGCAACAGGAUCAACCAGAAAGUCGACAUCUUCCCAUCCACCUGUAACACAAGCAGCAGCAGCAGCUUCACGCAGUGAAUUACAAACAUCAACGAAGAAUGAUGUAACACCUUUCACGACACAUUUUCAAAACACCUCAGGACAAAUUACU